UUCCAGCUUCACCUUUGGAGCUCGAUUCAGGGCACGGCGAGCGCGCAAGUCACGUUUCUCGGAUUUCCCCAGCUUAGACUGACAACGUCAAGAUCGCUGCUCUCUACAAAAAACAUAUCCCGCAAAAAUGUCCGAACAGACUUUCGUCCUCGAGACCGCUGGUUUCGACGCUCGCUUCCCCAACCAGAACCAGACCCGUCACUGCUUCCAGAACUACGUCGACUACUACAAGUGCGUCCACCACAAGGGCGAGGCCUUCGCUCCCUGCCGUCAAUUCUUCAAAGCUUUCCACUCUUUGUGCCCCAACGAGUGGAUCGACCGUUGGGAUACUCAGAGGGAGAAUGGAAUUUUCCCUGCCCGAUUGGAGUAAAAUAUCAUGUUGUAGACGGCAAUGGGGUUGGGUUAGGUAUGAUAAGAUAUAAUAAUUGAACGAUAUUCUCUAUCGUAUGUCCUGUUGCCUUGCGGGUUGCAACG
Molecule: messenger RNA, 474 nt
Organism: Saitoella complicata NRRL Y-17804
Lineage: Eukaryota; Fungi; Ascomycota; Saitoellomycetes; Saitoellales; Saitoellaceae
Product: cytochrome c oxidase, subunit VIb
Exons: 4
Coding region: 128-370 (80 amino acids)
Cellular component (GO): respiratory chain complex IV; mitochondrion
Source: RefSeq, a predicted model, not a curated record